Molecule: messenger RNA, 231 nt
Organism: Penicillium angulare
Lineage: Eukaryota; Fungi; Ascomycota; Eurotiomycetes; Eurotiales; Aspergillaceae
Exons: 1
Coding region: 1-231 (76 amino acids)
Source: RefSeq, a predicted model, not a curated record
AUGUCCCAGUCCCAGGUGGAGGGGGAGACACCCACUUUUAUUGAAGGGAUUGGUGUAUCGGGAACUCAAUUCUUUGAAGUUGGAGUUGGAGUUGGAGUUGGAAUAGGCAAGACAGCACAUGAGUGUCUAGUUUGUUUUAUCGCCGACCCCGCGUUAGUCCCGCGGGCCGCAGCAUUGGCCGAAGCAUCGAAGCCGGUACCCGCAACGGAUGUGUUCCGAUAUGUCCUCUAG